GCUGGAGGGAGGGCUCGGGUCCAGUCUGCUGAGGAAGCUUUCUUCUUCCAGGAAGUCUCAUCAGCGAAACAACAGUCCUCAACCCCAAGAGGCCAAUGACAUGGGGGCGAAUGGAGACGACAGCGGGGCAGGUAGGCUGAGCCGCAGACUGUCUCGUCUAGGCAGCAGGCAUCAAUCCAGGGAUCAGAGACACCCGGCUCAGCCAGAAAGAGCUCCUCCUCCUCCUGUUCAACAAGAUGACAGGCCAGCUCCACCAGCACUUGUUGUGCCUCCUGCUCCUGCUCCAGCUCCAGCACCAGUUUUUGUUCUCCCACCACCCAUGGAAAUACCACCUAAACGCCCCGACAAAUCAACAAAGCCCAAGCUUCCUCCCCGGCCCCUGUCCAAGGUGUUCAGUAGCACUGAACAUGGAGAGGAUGUGUUAAAGGGCUUUGAUAGUUUUCGGGGAGAUGAGACGCUCUGUGAUGUUGUCUUAGUUCCUGGAGAUAGCAAGGAAAAGUUUCCCGUCCACAGAGUCAUCAUGGCUUCAUCCAGCGACUACUUUAAAGCGAUGUUCACAGGAGGCAUGAGGGAGCAGGAGAUGAGAGAGAUCAAGCUGCAUGGGGUCACUAAGUUGGGCUUAAAGAACAUUAUAGACUUCAUUUACACAUCCAAAGUGAGCCUCGACAUGGGCAAUCUUCAGGACACACUGGAGGCCGCAAACUUCUUGCAGGUCAUGCCAGUCCUGCGGUUUUGCAAUCAGCUUCUGAGCAGUGAGAUCACUAUUGAUAACUGUGUGGAAGUUGAGCGCAUAGCCACAGACUUGCUUCUAGAGGAUGUUCAGCAGAAUAUAGGUGAGUUUGUGAGUCAGAACCUCUCAGAGUUAGUGGAGUGUGGCCGCUACCUUGAGCUCUCUGAGACCAGCAUGGCCAACGCUCUUGCCAGCAAUUCGCUGAAAGGUUUCUCGGAACUGGAGCUCUAUCAUAUCGCAAGAGGAUGGCUGGACCACGAGCCUGCCAAACGCCGAACUUCUGUUUAUGCCUUGAUGCGGCACAUUCGCUUCCCACUGAUGAGCCCCAGUGAGCUGAUUCAGAUCUCUCAGGAUGAUGAAGAAGAAGGCGACUCUCUGAUGCGCUCUGAGACAGCCUGUGUGAACCUCCUGCUGGAGGCCAGUAACUACCAGAUGAUGCCUUACAUGCAGCCAGCCCUGCAAACAGAGAGGACACAGAUACGGUCAGACGCAACUCAUAUUCUGGUCCUGGGUGGUGUAAUGCGACAACAGCUGGUGGUGAGCCGGGAGUUAAGGCUGUAUGAUGAGAAGACCGGCCACUGGAGGGCCCUGAAGCCCAUGGAGGUGCCACGCUAUCAGCAUGGUGUGGCUCUUCUAGGCGGCUUUCUCUUCAUUGUUGGAGGUCAGAGUACUUAUGACACAAAGGGCAAGACAGCCAUAGACAGCGCCUACCGCUAUGAUCCACGAUUUGACAAGUGGUUACAGAUUGCUUCACUCAAUGAGAAGAGGACUUUCUUCCAUCUCAGUGCCCUGAAUGGGAAGCUGUUUGCAGUGGGAGGAAGGAAUGCCUCAGGAGAAAUUGAUACGGUGGAGUGCUACAAUCUGAAGAAAAAUGAGUGGACCUUUGUGAACAGUAUGGUGGAGCCCCACUAUGGACAUGCUGGAACAGUCCAUGAAGGCCUCAUGUACAUUUCGGGCGGCAUCACCCGUGACACCUUCCAGAAGGAGCUUUGGUGUUACGACCCAGUCGCUGACACGUGGAGUCGACGGGCCGACAUGACGGAGCUCCGUGGCCUGCACUGCAUGUGCACUGUGGAAGACAGACUCUAUGUCAUGGGCGGAAAUCAUUUCCGAGGCUGCAGCGACUAUGACGACGUCCUGGGCUGUGAAUACUACAGCCCUGACACAGACCAGUGGACGGUGGUGUCACCAAUGCCUCGGGGCCAGAGCGACGUAGGUGUGACUGUGUUCAAUGGACAGAUCUACGUGGUGGGAGGAUAUUCCUGGAACAGCAGAUGCAUGGUCGACAUCGUGCAGCGAUAUGACCCAGACAAGGACGUGUGGGACAGGGUGUUCAACGUGCUGGAGCCUCUGGGGGGGAUCCGUGCCUGCACAAUGACAGUUCAUCUGCCAGAGGGGUCAGUAGAUGAGGCUCAGAUACAAGAUUGCCCACUUCCCACAGCUAAGAGCUCAUAGCCGCAGACGAGGGGGUUUCCGGCUGUUGCUGCUGUGAGACCACAACUGACAUGAUGAAAUUUACCUGCACGCUGUGGCGAAAAGAAGGCAAAACAGGAAGUAGUGUGGGUUGCAAACACAAGUUGCAUGUGCAAGCAAAGCAGGCUAGCUUACAUUAGCAUUCGCUAGUUUGAAGACUUUACUCGUACUUACAAACACUGUGCUCUUGUUAGUAUCGUUUCCUGUCCUUUCAUUUACUGCCAGCUAUGUGGCACCCCAGCUAAUCUGUUGAUUAUGUAAUGAAUAUGCAUAAUGUACAUAAUGCCUAAAUGAAAGCUCAAACUCACCUUCCUGAUCAGUUUGACUGGACAUUGAUUCACUGGACACUGAAGGCAAGCAAGUCAGAAUUAGAGGCAAAAUCAUCUAUUCAUAUAAAUUACACUGAAAAAUUGAAUUAAGAGAGAAAAUCGACAUUAUUUCGAAUGCUACUUUUGUAUAGUUUGUAAUUCUGUAGGCUUUUUUGAUCUAUUUAUUUUUUUCCAUCUCUAAACCAAAAGGAAUUAGCUGAAUCAUUUGUAUCAUGAUGACGCUUGAUGGAUUUGGUGAUUAAAACACCACAGGGUUUUGGGCAAACAUUGGAAAAUAAAGAAGUUUUUAUGGCACAGAGUCAUAAGAUUUCAGCUAGACUGUAGCUACAAAGACAACAUUUUGGGUGUGGAACUUCCUAUUAACCAAGCCUGUAUCCAACACAGACAGUCAUGCUUUCACGAGGUUUGUUUCUGCUUAUAAAACACUUUUAAACACAAUGUAAUGAGCAAAGAUAUCUGUUAAUGCUUUCCAUUAAAUUUAAGCAAAAAACCUAAAAAGACAUGGAAAAGUCAUUGCAGUUCACAUUUCAUGUGUGUCUAAUGUGCAUUGU
Pelmatolapia mariae (spotted tilapia) is the source of this 3083-nucleotide messenger RNA. Its product is annotated as kelch-like protein 9. The coding region runs from base 101 to 2185 and encodes 694 amino acids. The transcript is spliced from 11 exons. NCBI's taxonomy places the organism in Eukaryota, Metazoa, Chordata, Actinopteri, Cichliformes, Cichlidae. Gene Ontology annotation, cellular component: Cul3-RING ubiquitin ligase complex. Gene Ontology annotation, molecular function: cullin family protein binding; ubiquitin-protein transferase activity. The record is from RefSeq and is a predicted model, not a curated record. Gene Ontology annotation, biological process: protein ubiquitination; regulation of cytokinesis.